ACAUUACUUCAUUAUAAGAAUAUUGCAAUUUCUAAGAACCUCUACUACGUAUGAGUGAGUCAUAUUGAGUUGCCAUUAGAAGCAAUGCAAAAAGAAACGCGGUAGUGAACAUUUCCUCGUUAACAACUGCUAUAGAUAGUCAUGUUACAAGACUUAGGUUAUAUUUCAUAAACAAUAAGGACGAACACUGGGUACUGGAAUUGAAUAAAGUUAAAAAUGUGGUGGGAGGAGGCAAGCAAAUAGCAAAGAUGGAGUGAAGGUCGAGAUGCGCGUAGUUCUCUUCCCAGACGCCCACUGCGCCACUCAUCGAGUCGACAGACUGCCAGCGGCAGCCAUUGCCUUGUGCUAUUUCCACCGUGACAGCUGUUCUGCUUUGGGAACGUCUAGCCACACCUUAUCCGGCUGUGUAAUUAUAAACCUUUAAUCGGAAGGAAGGAAGGAAGGAGCGGCUAAAUGAGCUUUAAACAAGAUAAAAUGAGCCCUCAAUGCAUGAUGGUGUGCAUGUGAGGUGGAGUGUAUUCAGUGAUACAAGCCUCCGCAAGGAAAGUUAUGCUUCACAGCUGACCUUAUUACGAAUUCAUUGUUUUAAAAGUAUAUUGUUUGGAAGGACAUCACUGAAAAUUAAAUAAUUAUUACUAUACUUUACGUUUAAAUACUGUGAUAACGUGUGUAACCUGAUUGGAAUUGCCCAGCUACACUUUUGUGAAUUGGAAAACACAAGGAUAGUUAACAGUGUUACUGCUACAUCAAUGAUGGGUGAUGCAAGAUUUACAUGUGACCAACUUAGAGAAGAGUUGUGCAGAGUCAAUACUUUUGGAGAAAAUAGUAACAUACCCCUGAAAGAUGACCUAGCAAAAGGUGGAUUUUAUUUCACACAAAUAGGACACAAGGUGAAGUGUGCCGGCUGUGGGCUGGAAGUGGACACUUCCAGGAUUAGUUCACCCCAGGAAGUGUAUGUCCUUCACAAGGAGAAGUCUCCCCAGUGUCAGUAUUCGGUUUCUCCGCCACUACCUCAGAGCCGCACCAAGAAGUUUACGUCCUACGACAGUCUAAGAUUUGAAAAGGAACGACUUGAAACCUUCAUUGAGUGGCCUGUUACAUGGUUGAGUCCUGCUGAGUUGGCCAAGGAUGGCUUUUAUUAUCUGAGAACAGCUGAUCACUGUGCAUGUGUGUUCUGUAGAGGCAUUGUUGGGGCAUGGGAGAAGGGAGAUACCCCACGGGAAGAACACCAACGUCAUUUCCCGCACUGCCCUUUCAUCAAGGGCCAACCAGUGGGCAACAUUCCCCUAGUUCAUGGCAGCAUCAUAUCCCGCAUCACCCCGAGUCCUGAGGCAUCCCCAGCUCGCCCUCUCAGCAUGGAUGUGUGUGGCUCAGGGAGACCAAUGCCAGGAUCUUAUCCAGAAAGCAGUCCUCCCAAGAAGACAGGCUUUGAAGGUAUAGGUCUGCCACAGCACUCUGGCCCGAAGCGGAAAGAUUUCAUCUCUCAGCGUGAUCGGGAAGACAGCUUUGCUCAGUGGCCUGAGAUGGUGAAGCAGAAACCAAAGGAGCUAGCAGAGGCUGGUUUCUUCUAUUGUGGUUUGAGUGACCAUGUGCGAUGCUUCCACUGUGGCAAUGGUCUUCGUAACUGGGAGAAAGAUGAUGACCCAUGGGAGGAACAUGCAAGGUGGUACCCAGAAUGCAACUACGUUCUAGUCAAAAAAGGACAGGAGUUUAUCGACAAGGUGAGGCGUGAAAAGCCACCAUAUCUGCGAUCUCAGCCAGCCAACAAAGCCAGCUCAUCGGCUGGUGUUCAUACAAACAUAACUGAACAAGAACUUAACCCUCUCAUGGAAUUGGACAUCAUAAAGGCCACAUUAGCUAUGGGCUUUCCAUCAGACAAGGUUCGAUCAGCCCUUCGUAGAAAAUUGGAGCAGACAGGCCUGCCAUUCCUCAGACUGGAGACCUGCAUUGAAGCUGUCCUUCUUUACAUGGAGGAGGAGACACGCUUAGCUCUUCAUCAAUCAUCCAGGAAUGUGGAGGCAGAAGCAGCAGCUCAGCAGGGAGCUAAGAUGGAGGCAUUGCAAUCAACCAAUGUCACACAGGCUACUACUACCACUGCUGCUACUGCUUCUACUUCCUCCUCCUCAUCCUCCUCCUCUUUAUCGUCAUCUGCUGGUCCAUCCUCACACUCUGAUCCAGUAGUGAGUUCAGAGGAGCCCAUGGAGACAGAAUCGUUACCCACAACCCCAACUGAUGAUGUUCUAAGCCAGGCAGACCAGGUCAUUGGCUUGGCAGAACAGGCUCUCAAUGCUGCCCCCACUUCCUCUUCUUCACCAACCCCAAAUCCUUCAAGAGGAACCUCUCUUGUUGCCUCUACCACCUCUACUCCCACCACUCCUCCUCCCUCUGGAACUCCAGCUCCUGUCACUCCCUCCACUUCCACCCUUGGCUCAUCCUCUUCAUCUUCUCCCAAAGCUGUGAAGAAGGCAAUGAACAAUCCGCUCUCUGACAGUGACAAGCCUACCACUUCAGGAAAACCUCAGACUUCCCAGGAUCUUGCUGCUGAGCUUGAAAAGAUCAGAGACUCCCACAUGUGUAAGGUUUGCAUGGAUGCUGAGAUUGACAUGGUGUUCCUCCCCUGUACACACAUGGUGACCUGCUCAUCGUGUGCUCUCGCCCUUUCCCAGUGUCCCAUUUGCCGCAAUGACAUAAAAUAUGCUAUCAAACCCAUCCUUUCUUGAACAUUUUAUCUGAGAACUUUCAUUUGAAAAUUUUGUUUUUAGAAUUUGUGUUCUGUUAGAAAGUCAGUUAACACUUUUUUUUUUUUUUUUUUAAUACCAUAUGGACUUUUCACGGGAAUUUAUGGGCUAAAGGGGAUACUUUUUGGGGUAUCUCUAUCUUGAAGCCUAUCCGCUAGGAAACUGUUGCCCCAAGUGAGGAAGCCCAACCUACACUCAGACCGUGGACAGGAUUCAAACCCUUACAUUUGGAGACCUCUCGGACCUCAAAGAUCUUGGGUCCAGCCAUCUCGGAGAAUGUUGACUGUUGAGUUUGGUAACUUUGUGAUUGUAUUUCCUGGAGGGUAACUUUUGGCAAAUUACCCUGGCUGAUAAUUGCCUUUUAUUGCUUUACAACAUUCAAGAGGCAGUGUGAUGAGUGACAUGAAAAGGUGGAUUAAGCCUGUAACAGCAACAUUGGGAAGGACAUUCUUAGUUAACUUGGUAGGAUGACAAUGGUUUAUAUCUUUAAUGAGAUGGCCACCUGCCUUGAUAUGUGAUUACUCUAAUAACCCAGAAAGUAUACUGUGUGUGCUCACUGAAAACGGUAGUAUUCAGCUUAGUGUGUCAAGUAAUCACAAAAUUGUAUACCUGUUUUUUUUUUUUUAUUUAUUUAUUUUUUUAUUUUUAUUUUUUUUUUAAGCUUGCUACACAUUCACAAAUUUAGGAGAGCUUACUUAAGUUCACUUUUAUUGAAAUAAUUGUUUGUGCUCUCAAAAAUCCCUGAAACUUUUUUUGGUUGCUAGUUGAAGAUUGGAAAAUUAACUUCAUGUUGUAGAAAUCUUAUUUAGUUGCCAAUUCUCAGGAAACAUGAUUAUAUAUACGUAUAUAUUGAAACAUUCUUGUCAGAUUAUUUGAAAUCAUGUAUACAUAUUUAUACAUACACAUGCAUUAUAGAGCAUUAAAUGUAUGAUUCACUAUUCAAGCAUGAUCUAGUUAACAGUACUCUCACAUACAUAUGUAUAUAAUGUAACUUGUCAGUAAGAAAUGGUACUGUACAUAUUGAUAUAGAAUGAAGCAUAAGAUAGCCAGCUAACUGCAAACAUGGCCAGUGUUUUCUAGUUUAACUAGCUUGGCAAUAUUUAAGGUUUGUUUAAGUGAAGAUUAUUCAUUUUUAUCCCACCCCUUUCCCUGCCUCUUGGAUAACUUCGGCUGUGCUUGGUUUAAGGUCGUUUGGUACAUACUACCUACAACAAUUACAUAAAACAAUGCACCUGCAUGAUUUCAUGGAAAUGCCAAUAAAUACAUUACCAGCAAUUGGA
Messenger RNA from Portunus trituberculatus (swimming crab), 4018 nucleotides. Its product is annotated as baculoviral IAP repeat-containing protein 7-like. Gene Ontology annotation, cellular component: nucleus; cytoplasm. The record is from RefSeq and is a predicted model, not a curated record. Lineage: Eukaryota; Metazoa; Arthropoda; Malacostraca; Decapoda; Portunidae. Bases 750 to 2720 code for a protein of 656 amino acids. Gene Ontology annotation, biological process: positive regulation of protein ubiquitination; negative regulation of apoptotic process; regulation of cell cycle. Gene Ontology annotation, molecular function: ubiquitin protein ligase activity; cysteine-type endopeptidase inhibitor activity involved in apoptotic process. The transcript has 6 exons.